AAUAUAUGCUAUCAUUUUUUUUUAUUUUUUUUUUUAUUGUUUUAUUUUUGCCUGUUCGCAUAUGCCAUAUCUUUCCUCAUAUUUAUUUAAGUUGAAUAAUUUAAAAUUAUUCAAUUCAGUUGUGAGAUAUCGCAUUGGAACAGCAUCAUUUUCGCAUGCCUACAUACGUAAAACAUUUUUAAUAUUGUGUAAAAGGUUAAAAAUUUCUCCGUUUUUUUUUUUUUUGGGGGGUCAUUUGGUUAAAUUUUUUCAAAAUGGGUGUUGAAGACAUAUCUGCGGAGGAGCUGGAAAAGGCGACAAGAUCCUUCGUUUCGAUAGAAUCGGCUACCCAAAUAAGCAGAAGAUACGUCCGAAAAAAGCUAGAAGAGAUUUUUAACUUGGAGGAAAAUUCCCUGUACGAAAGGAAAAAAGAGAUUAAUGACAUUGUUGCCAAGGUAUUGACAAACCUCCUGGAAGAGGAAAAUAGGAAAAAAAAUGAAGAGUUGCGCGCUAAGGAUGCAAACGCGCACAGCGUAGAAACGAAUGACAAAGCGGAUCAAAAUGGGGAAAACUGCAAUUCGAGGAAAAGGCGCAAUAGCCAGAACAAGACGAAGGAAGACAUUGUUAAAACGGAAAACUUGAAUGAUGAUAAAUCAUCUAGUGAGCAAUCAGAUAGCAAUGAUAGAAGUUCAUCGAAAAAGAGGAAAAAAAAUGACGAGCCCCUUUCUGCUAGGAAGAAACAAGCCAACGUGAUGACGAAGGAUUACUUCCUAGACAAUGCCGAGUCUCUACUUUGCAACAUAUCGGAUAACAUAAAAUUAAAACUGGAACCACGAAUUUUCAGCACGGGCAGUUGCGGAUGGUAG
Plasmodium cynomolgi strain B is the source of this 845-nucleotide messenger RNA. RefSeq lists its product as hypothetical. Lineage: Eukaryota; Apicomplexa; Aconoidasida; Haemosporida; Plasmodiidae. The record is from RefSeq and is a predicted model, not a curated record. The transcript has 4 exons. The coding region runs from base 255 to 845 and encodes 196 amino acids.